AUGGGCGAUCCCAAUGACGCAAAGCUGAACGCCAUCAUCAAGAAGCUGCUGGAGGCCAGAGAAAAGAAGCCGGGGACAAACGUGAACCUGACCACGGACGAGGUGACGAUGCUGAUCGACCAGAGCAGCGAGGUCAUCCAGAAUCAGCACGCGCUGCUCGAGCUGGAGGCGCCGAUACAGAUCGUGGGCGACAUCCACGGGCAGUACCACGACCUGCUGCGCCUCUUUGAGCACUGCGGCUUCCCUCCGGAGGCAAACUACCUCUUUCUCGGCGACUACGUGGACCGCGGGAAGAACGGACUCGAGUGCAUGUGCCUGCUGCUCGCGUACAAGGUCAAGUACCCGGAAAACUUCUUCCUGCUGCGCGGCAACCACGAGUGCGCCUCGAUCAACCGCAUCUACGGCUUCUACGACGAGCCCCCUCCCCCCCCCCCCCCCUUCCCGCUUGCCCCGCCCCACCCCUCCGUGCCGAGCCCGCUCAUCCUCCAGCCGUCGCGCGCGCGCGCGGGGCAGGUGCCUGACGCGGGCCUGCUCUGCGACCUGCUCUGGUCGGACCCGGAGGCGGAUAUUACGGGGUGGGCGGAGAACGACCGCGGCGUCUCCUUCACGUUUGGCGCCGACGUCGUCUCGAAGUUCCUGCAGAAGCACGACUUCGACCUCGUCGUGCGCGCGCACCAGGUUGUCGAGGACGGGUACGAGUUCUUUGCCGACCGGCAGCUAGUCACCAUCUUCUCGGCGCCAAACUACUGCGGCGAGUUUGACAACGCGGGCGCCGUCAUGUCGGUAGACGAGAGCCUGAUGUGCUCCUUCCGCAUCCUCAAGCCGACAGAGAAGCACAAAUUCGGCUUCUCGGCGAACCGGCCGCUGACGCCGCCUCGGAAGCGAUGAUCAUCGGGCUCGACCUCCUCCUCUGGCAUCUCUCACGGCGCAGCCGCGCCCAGCGCAGGGAGGCGUGGCCGGGGCGGCGCCCACGCGCACAUGUAUCUCAUCAUGUAAACGUCAGUAGCCGCUCGGGGACCGGCGGCCGGCGCUCCCCCUCCCCACCCCUCGCGGGACGGCCCGCCCGUGCAGAGGGUGCUGCGCCGUUCCGACAUACGGCCGAGAAACUCCGCGUGUAAUCCCAUCCCUCUAUAAGCUCUCUCUAUCUACAAAUAUAGACGCCUAGAUCUCGC
Molecule: messenger RNA, 1172 nt
Organism: Emiliania huxleyi CCMP1516
Lineage: Eukaryota; Haptophyta; Isochrysidales; Noelaerhabdaceae
Exons: 7
Coding region: 1-888 (295 amino acids)
Cellular component (GO): nucleus; cytoplasm
Molecular function (GO): protein serine/threonine phosphatase activity
Source: RefSeq, a predicted model, not a curated record